Molecule: messenger RNA, 537 nt
Organism: Hevea brasiliensis (rubber tree)
Lineage: Eukaryota; Viridiplantae; Streptophyta; Magnoliopsida; Malpighiales; Euphorbiaceae
Product: stress response protein NST1-like
Exons: 3
Coding region: 1-537 (178 amino acids)
Source: RefSeq, a predicted model, not a curated record
AUGGCGCUGCGUGGGGUGGAGGGAGGAGAGAGAAAACAGGAGAGAGAGGAAGAGGGGUCGUGGAAGCUCACGGAGGAAGAAGAAAAGGAGCUGAUCAGUAUGGCAGGUGGUGACACUUCCAAGGACAGCCGUAAGCAAAAAAGGGAGGUCUCCCAAAAGGUGCGGGCGAUGAAGGGGACCAUUAUUACUGAAGUUCAGACCCCCCAGCGGGAAUUGUCGAAGGAGGAGGAACUCCGAGCGAAGGAGGAGGAACUCCGAGCAAAGGAUGAGGAGCUCGAUGCCAAGGAUGAGGAAAUCCUAGCUAAGGAAGAGGAAAGCAUGACAAAAGAGGUUGGGGCAUAUGUGAACGCCCAUAAUUACCUUCUGGCCGAGCUAAAGAAGCAGUAUCCUGAAGAAGACUUCUCCUGGAUGGACCAGCUCGCUCCAGAGGCUGAAGAGGAGAGUGACGAGGAGCCAAAGAGGGAGAGAGGGGGAGAGAAUCAGAGAGUGGAUGAUAUACCUGGGGAGCAGGCUGGGGGUGAUCCACCUGCUGAAUGA